AUGAGUGUUGACAGCGAAAAUAAGUCAAAUGAAGCUAUUGCUCCAUUUUCACCAUCAGCAAAUCAGGAAAAUACAGAUAAUGGAAACAUUCAAGGAACUAAUAUAACCCCAGAAAUGGUGCUACGAUUACCUACAAUUACUGAUAAGUAUUUAUGUUCUCCUGAGGCAAACAUUUAUGAUAUAGAUUUUACAAGAUUUCAAAUUAGAGAUUUAGAAACAGGAGCAAUAUUAUUUGAGAUAACAAAACCUCCAGCUAUUGAAUGUGAUUCUAAUCAAGAUGUGGAACCAGAAAAUGAAGAAUCUGGUUGUGAGGAUGCUAAUACUGGCCGUUUUGUACGGUAUCAAUUUACACCUCAGUUUCUUAAAUUAAAGACUGUUGGAGCUACAAUUGAGUUUCUGGUGGGUUCUAAACCUGUGAACAAUUUUCGAAUGAUUGAACGUCACUUCUUUAGGGACAGGUUGUUGAAAACUUUUGACUUUCAAUUUGGGUUUUGUAUACCAAAUAGCAAGAAUACUUGUGAACACAUUUAUGAAUUUCCUACUUUACCUGCUGACUUGGUUUCUGAAAUGAUUGCUAAUCCAUUUGAAACACGUUCGGAUUCUUUUUAUUUUGUGGACAAUCAAUUGGUCAUGCAUAAUAAAGCCGAUUAUGCAUAUAACGGUGGGCAUACACAUGAUUCACUAUUAGAACCACCUAUAAACAGUGUUGAUCCAUUGUACACUCUUGAUCCUACAUCUGGAAAUACAGCUACUUGUGUUGCAAAGUUUUGCUCUAACACAGGUAAAUUAACCCGCCAUUUAAAUUUUCCAUUAUUUGCUUCUACUAAAUUCAUUGCUAAAAACUGCAAUGAGAAGAAAAUGUUAAUUUAUAAUUUAUAUAAAUGGUUAUAAUUUAUAUAAAUAUUUGAUUACCUGACGUAAAGGUAAAGAUUUAAUAGCAUUUGCUAGUUGAUCUUUGACACUAGUACGUGCCUUUGUCAAUGUUGUGAUUCCUUCUAGAUUUACUGUGCGCAUUGCUUUGAAUAUCUUUUCCAUGUUCAUGAGCUGAGGACUAGUUCUCACCGGAGACAUAUCAACUAUUAUUAACUUCUCUACUAAUUGUGGGUAAUUUAAAGCUACAAACAUCAUCGUAGAACCACCCAUACUGUGUCCUAUUAAUAUAGAUUUUUCAAAUCCUAAAUCAUUCAUAAGUUGAACUAUAUCUUGUGCCAUAUGACUGUAUGUCAUGUCUGAAGAAUGUGGAGAAUCUCCAUGGUUUCUUGCAUCUAUAGUUAUUACCUAUAAAUUUAUGUUAAGUAUUCUUUAUAUCACAUAAAAUACAAAUAUUUACCUUACGAUUUGUAUCCCGAUGAAUUGUUUUUGAUAAUAAAUUCCAAUUAGUUUUUGAACCGAAAAGACCAUGCAUUAUUAUUAUAGGUUGCUUAGAAGCAUUUUUAUUUCCACCCAUAGAUUCAUAGGAAACAUAGGCUAGUUUUACUGGUAUCACACUUGAAAAUUAGUAAUAAUGAAAUAAAGGCUACAUUAUAAAAAUUAAACUAUAUAAAUAAUACUGAAACAAACACUACAUGUACAUGUAUAUGUGUGUGUAUAUACGUACGAAUUAUAAUUACUACGUAUUUGUUUAGAAGAUAGAUAUGGUACAAAAAAUGAAGUAACAACGAAAUCUUGUCUUCGAUAAUGGAUAAAACUAUUUCGCGAUAUUACAUAUCGGUAACACAUGCUACUCAUAUUUUUAUUUUUUUUAUUUUUUUUUAACAAUAUUUAACAAUAAAUUUUAAUUGUCUUUUAUAAAGACUUAUAUUUUAUGUUACUUAUUUAUAACAUAAAUUCAUAAAUCAUAAAUGAACCAAAUACAUGUGAUAAAAGUACAUCGUGAAAUAAUAUUACAAUCCAAUAUUUAGAUUACACAAUUAUAUACAUCUAUUAUAUAAAUAAGUUGAGUAAUAAUUUAUAGUAUAUAGAUUGUUUCUAUGUUAUAUACAUUAUAGUUAAACAAAUCACUUUGCCAAUGUAGUAUAUAUAUUCUUACGUUAAUAUAGUACAGUAUACAUAUGUAUGCAUGUAGUAUUCUGUGAAUGUGUAAUAACUGGUUGAAUGAUCAAAUGCUAAAUUAGUAAACUUGUAAACGUUAAUAUAUUUAAAUAAUUUCAAUAAUUAAAAUUAAUAAUUCUGUAAGAUAAAUGAUUUGAUAUAUAAAAAGACUGAAAAGAUCUGGAUAAGAAAUUUAAAAAAAUUUUAAUUUCAAAUUAAUUAAUAUAUUUUAUAUAAUAUUUAUAUUAUUAAGUAUAGAAUUAUAUAAUAGGAUUCAUAUAAUAAGAAUUAAAUCUUGAAUUCUUUUAAAUUUUAUUUCUUUUUAAUAUACAUAAUAUAAAUAUUGCAUGUAUAUAGAUAAAAUGUUAAAAAUUGCAUUAAUCUAUAAACAGAAUGUUUCAGUAGAAUAAAACAAUUAUAGUCAUUAUAAUUUUAUAAGUUACACAAUUAAUAAUUUUAUAAGUUACAUAAUAAAAUUUUGAUGCUAUUAUUUAAAAAAAAACAUAAUUUUUUAAAAAUUAUAGCUUUAAACUGAUUAAAAUUUUGAUGAAAUGUUUCAAAAGAAUUGGAAAUUAUUAAAAUUUCUAAAAAUUUAAUCUUUAGAAAGUAUGUCUAAAAAAUUCAGAUAGGGUGUUUAGAAAAUAUUUUAUGUAAUAAAAUUACAUUAAUAAAACUUUUUUUUUUGUCAAAUUUCUAAAUCUAUUAGGUAUUUUGUUUAAAACUCUUUAAAUGUUAUAUAUUAUAUAUAUUGUUAAUGAUUUAUGUAACGAAAGUAAAAUAAUUUCCAAUCGAUACAAUUAAUAUUUAAACAUAUUGCAAUUGAGAUUUUCUAGUAUUAUAUUAUAAUGAUAAAAUAUCUAUUAAUAGAAAAUUAGAGCUAUUACUGUUUAA
Molecule: messenger RNA, 2922 nt
Organism: Heterotrigona itama
Lineage: Eukaryota; Metazoa; Arthropoda; Insecta; Hymenoptera; Apidae
Source: the annotation of a GenBank genome assembly